CCGCGCCGAUAAAAUUCUCCAAUUAUUGCGAUGAUUUUACGAUUCAUGCUGCGCUUGUAAAUCUAACGUAUUCGUUAAGGAUGAAACAAGCAUUUGCAUAAGUCAACGAUCGCUUCGCGUACGCAUUUCCCGAAAGCAGGUUUUUCUCAAUUUCGUCCGUAAAUAUCGACGGUGGCCACAAAGGUGACAUAUGCCAAAUAAAUUGCGUAUUGAAAGGGAACUCGAUCGAUCAGAUUCUGAUAUAUUCGAAAGCAGCAGCGCUCUUUCGACCAAUACGAACGAAGAAUGAAGAGCAAUCCAGAAGUGUACAACGAGCGAGGGAUUGAAUCUUAUAAGGAUGUCAUAGAAGAGGGGUCGGUCUGUUGGUUUAGUUUGGUAUAAGCAUUGCCGCAUGCAAAGUUUACUUCUUGUAUGUGAUUCUGAAAGCUACUUUGAUUGAACUGGAAGACUGAAAUGUGUUAAAUGAACUCGCAACUUUUUUACGCUUUAUUAUAGUACGCGCGCUUUGUGUUUGUGUAAGAAGAAUUUUCAACUUCAAAAUGAGUUUUAGAAUUUUUAGUCUUUCGUGCUUAUUAGUAUUAUUCAUUUACGAAACUACCUCAAUGAAACUAGGGGAUGAAUGCAGCAAUGACUGGGAAUGCAAAGAGACAAUAUCCGGAUCACAGUGCUCGCACAAACACUGCAUCUGCCAGCCUUACUAUGCAAAAGUUAACGAAACUAUGUGUCUGCCAUCGAUUUUACUGGGAUACGAUUGCAUAAUACCAGAUCAGUGUGCAAUGAGAGUCGCGAAUAGUAGCUGCUUGGAAGGAGUAUGCCGAUGUGUAGACGGCUUUUUACAAUUCCGAAAGCAUACAUGUCUUGGUCCUGCACGACCAGGAAAUGUGUGUUACAGUAACGCGCACUGCCGCUUAUGGACUGCCGACAGUCACUGCGAUUUUUUAAUACCGAACCUUUUCGGACGUUGUCAAUGUAAUUCGCCGUUACGUCAAGUUGGAGAUUCGUGCGUACGGUCGGCAUUUCAAUUUACAUACUCUACUAAUCUUCCACAGGAUACGUCUCCAACUACCCCACCCCCAACUAAAGACAUAACGUCCAAUGAAAUUACACAUACAUACGACUUGAACAGUUCACCCGAAGAAGAUAACAGUAUACCUCUAACAACCCUUCCUUUAAAAACGCCAAUAACCCUACGAACAUCCACCGUCCCACCUUCCGAAUCUCCAACAACUCAGCAGUCGCGUAGUCGAAUUAACGACGGAUACGGUGCGGUUAGCUUGGGACUGCCAUGUGUGACUGAUAUGCAAUGCAGAUCUGCGGACCCGGCCUCAAAAUGCAUUUCGGGCGUGUGCGACUGCAUAAGUAAGACAAAUGAAACUUUCGGCUGUUCUGCGCGCAGACGAGGAUGCAUCAGGGGUACCUUCCAGUGCCGGAGCACCGGUGUGUGCAUCAGCUGGUUCUUCGUGUGCGACGGCAGGAGUGAUUGCUCCGAUGGUUCCGACGAAGAAUGUACACGUGACAGUUGUCCAACGGAGGCUUUCAAGUGUAGCUCCUCAGGUCACUGCAUAUCGAGAGCUAGCCGCUGCGAUGGUAUCAGAGAUUGUCCGUCCGGAGAAGACGAGGUUGACUGCCAGGCGCUGGGGAAGAAAGGUUGUCCAGCCAAUACCUUCCGAUGCAAGGAUGGAAAAUGUAUACCGGAGUACGAGUUUUGCAAUGCCAUAAUAUCGUGCAGUGAUGCUAGCGAUGAACCGGCUCACAUAUGCAAGGGGAGAGCCAGAAGGAGACUGAUUGACUAUUGCCCACUUCGAUGCGGAAAUGGAAGAUGUCGAUCUAGUGCUAUUGCAUGUUCUGGUAGAGAUGGCUGUGGUGAUGGAACUGAUGAGAAGCAGUGCUCAGUGUGUAGAUGCCCGGUUGUGAAUGGAAGAAGUGUAUAAUAUGCCGACACUUGCUGGUUAGACAGUUUUACAAUACCAAAUAUGUAAAUCGCAAUAGACGCCUUUUUAUUU
Molecule: messenger RNA, 2003 nt
Organism: Photinus pyralis (common eastern firefly)
Lineage: Eukaryota; Metazoa; Arthropoda; Insecta; Coleoptera; Lampyridae
Product: sortilin-related receptor-like
Exons: 7
Coding region: 540-1931 (463 amino acids)
Molecular function (GO): protein binding
Source: RefSeq, a predicted model, not a curated record